This is a messenger RNA of Arachis ipaensis, 2699 nucleotides long. The record is from RefSeq and is a predicted model, not a curated record. Lineage: Eukaryota; Viridiplantae; Streptophyta; Magnoliopsida; Fabales; Fabaceae.
ACUACUGUACAUGUACUAAUCUCUAAUCUCCAACAUAUGAACAAAAAGUUAAGCAGUAUCUGUAGAUAGAGCUGCAUAUGCAAAUGCUGUGAUCUGAUUUGUGCGUUGACUUUAUAAUCAUAUAAAGUUUCUUCAUCAGUUACCCAACGAAUCCCUUUGCUCUUCAUUCUAAUCCAUCAUCGCCCAUGUCUUACUACCAAUCAGCAGAAAGAAUCCCCGAUCCAUCAUGGAAGUACGAUGUGUUUUUCAGUUUCCGAGGCCAAGACACUCGCCACGGAUUCACCUCACAUCUCUAUGACGCUUUGAGGAGAGCUGGGAUUUAUGUUUUCAUUGACGAUGAGGUGGUGCUUGGGAGAGGAGACCAGAUGACAUACACACUGAUUCAAGCAAUCGAAGCUUCUAGACUUUUUGUUGUUAUUUUGACAGAAAGUUAUGCUGGUUCUAGAUGGUGUCUGGACGAGUUGAUGAAAAUAAUGGAGUGUAGAAGCACUAUAGGUCAAACUGUCAUUCCGGUAUUCUACAAUGUUGAUCCCGAAGAUGUACGCCACCAGAGUGGUCCUUUUGAAGAAGCUUUUCAAAGUCAUAGAUUCUCAUAUGAGAAUGAGAUAGUCCACGCAUGGAGGGCUGCGCUCACUGAAGCUGCUAAACUUCCUGGAUUUCUAAUCACUAGAAACAGUAAUGAAGUUGAAAUUAUCGGAGAGAUUGUUGAACAUAUAACUACUCUACUUGCUUCGGAAGACUUGUUCAUCGCAAGGCAUCCAGUGGCAGUGCAAUCUCGCACGGAAGAUGUGAUUCAACAGUUACAUUCGCAUAAACCAGAAGAUGUCGUGUUAAUGGGGAUAUGGGGGAUGGGAGGAGUGGGUAAAACAACUAUUGCGAAAAGUGUUUAUAAUCAAAUUCGUCACGAUUUUGAUAGGCCAAUGUUCCUCCCAAACAUUCAGGAGAUGUGGGAGAAUAACCAACAGGUUUUUCUGCAAGAACAGUUAUUGAAUGGUAUUUGCAAAGCACAGAUAAACAUACAAAACAUCGCAUCAGGAGUAGCUUUAUUAAGGGAAAAACUUCGCCUGGAAAGCGUAUUUCUUGUACUUGAUGAUGUAAAUAAUAUAGACCAGUUGAAUGCCUUGUGCGGUAGUCGAGAAUGGUUUGGUGCAGGGAGUAUAAUAAUCAUCACAACAAGAGAUAGAAAUCUGCUUCAUAUGAUUGGAGUUGAUUAUGUGUACCAAAUGACAGAAAUGAAUUACGAUGAAGCUCUUGAACUUUUUUGUUGGAAUGCAUUUGGGAAAGCAACUCCUUUAACAGAGUUUGCUAGACUUGCAGAUGAUGUAGUUAAAUAUUGUGGGGGAUUGCCAUUGACCCUUAAACUAAGUGGUAGUCAAUUGUUUGGAAAGAUGAAAGACGAGUGGGAGAAUGUAUUAGGUCGACUGAAAGGGUCUUCCCCUAAGGAUAUAUUAGAUGUUUUGAGACUAAGCUUUGAUGCCUUAGAUGAUGACAAACAGAAAGAAAUAUUUCUUGACAUAGCUAGCUUUUGUAUUGGCAUGGAAAGGGAGGAGGUACUGAAAACACUAAAUUAUGGCUUUGGAAUUAGAGAACAUGGAAUUAGUUUCCUUGAAGAGCGGAAUUUUAUAAAAUUUGAUGAGAAAGACAGAGUUCAAAUGCAUCCUUUGCUGCGAGAGAUGGGAAGAAAUAUCGUUCGAGAGCAAUCACAAACUGAUGCUCCGCGAAGGAUUUACGAUGUUUUCGUGAGUUUUCGAGGCAAGGACACUCGUACAACGUUUACAUCACAUCUCCAUACAUCUCUCCAAAAUGCUGGAAUUGCUGCUUUCAAGGAUGAUGAUGAUGUUGAUGGACUUCAAAGGGGAGAACGGAUUUCAAUUGCAUUGUUAAAAGCAAUUGGAUUGUCUGCAUGUUCUGUCGUUGUUUUCUCAACCCACUAUGCUGAUUCAAAAUGGUGCCUGCAAGAGCUUGAGAAUAUCAUGGUAUGCCAUAGAACAAAAGGUCAAGUGGUUUACCCUAUAUUCUAUGAAGUAGAUCCCUCAGAUGUACGUUAUCAAAAGAAAGAGAGUGACUUUGGGAAAGCUUUUGAAAGUCUUAUAAGUCGAAGAUCAGUUGAAGAAGAUAAGGUGCAAAGUUGGAGAACAGAUCUUCGUGAAGUUAGUAGCUUUUCAGGGACGACUGUGAUCAACUCCAGGAAUGAAAGUGAAGAUAUCAAAAGAAUUGUUGAACACGUUACUCGUUUAUUAGAUAAGACAGAGUUGUUCGUUGCAGCACAUCCAGUGGGAGUAGAACCUCGUGUGCAAAAGUUGAUUGAAGAAUCAAACAUUCAAAAGAUAAAAGAUGUUCUGAUACUUGGGAUAAAAGGCAUGGGGGGCGUUGGUAAAACGACUAUUGCCAAAGCCAUCUAUAACAAAAUUGGUCGCGAUUUUGAUGGCAGGAGCUUCCUCCUUAACAUUAGAGAAACAUGGCAGCAAGAUAAUGGAAAGGUUCUCUUGCAACAGCAACUUCUUGAGGAUAUAUUCAUUGCAACAAGGAUACACAUACGUAACAUUGAUUCAGGGAUGCAAAUGUUAAAGGAAAGGCUUGGUGCUAAAAGGGUACUCAUUGUGCUUGACGAUGUGACUGAUUUGGACCAACUCAAUGCUUUGUGUGGUAGUGGUGAAUGGUGUCGUCCUGGGAGCGUAGUAAUCCACAAUAAUUUUUAG